AUGGCGGGGUUUUCCGGUGAUCCUGGAGACUACUACAUCGGCAGAGCUCAUGCGGAACUGCCUGACGACAAGGAGUGGAAAGAUCUGCAGAAUUUGUUCAAGAAGCACAUCUACUCUUGGCUCGAGGAAGAGCUGGCGAAGGUCGAAGCUUACAACGAAGGCAAAAAGUCACACGGGCAGAAGCUAUCAGCCGAGCAGUUUUUGAAGGCCCUUCGAGACCAUGGACGCGAUGUUGUUGCUCAGGACCUUGCCAUGUAUUGGAUCUUCUGCGAGAACCCCAAUGUUUUGACCCACAUGCUGCAGGAUACUAUCAAUCGACUCAAAGGAACCCAUCAGAACAUGAAGCUGCGACUCCUCAACCAGGAGCUCAUGGACAAUGCGGGGACGAUGAAGGCGGAGAUGGCGGAGUUGAGGAUGGAGAACAAAAGUCUCCGAGAGGAGAACGCGCUGCUCAGAGAAGCGUUGCAACGCGCGUUGGGGGGCGACGAAAGUCCGCCCUGUGCUGCAGCAAACGGAGGAACCGCUGGCGCAAAGAGGGAGGAUGAUGCAGAGACUCCUCAAGUGAAGGAGACUCCUCAACAGAAGGAGCAACGGAUGUUUUUCGAGGCUGUCGUCGACCCCUGGCUCAAAAGCAAGAAGGUUUCGGAGGCGUGGAAGAUGUGGGACCGGGGCACUGCCUUGAUGGGCGGGAGCUCCAUCCGCGAUCUGGCGAAGGGAGGUGACUUUCUCGCAACCUUCUCCAAGUUUGGAGACCCAAACCUCUUAGAGAACUCGUGUUCCAAGCGGUUGGGGCGGAGGAGGAAUCAGAUGCUCACCAUCGACAAUCUGCGACCCCCUACAUAA
Messenger RNA from Closterium sp. Yama58-4, 843 nucleotides. Lineage: Eukaryota; Viridiplantae; Streptophyta; Zygnematophyceae; Desmidiales; Closteriaceae. The record is from the annotation of a GenBank genome assembly.